Benincasa hispida (wax gourd) is the source of this 856-nucleotide messenger RNA. Its product is annotated as ribonuclease 3-like. Lineage: Eukaryota; Viridiplantae; Streptophyta; Magnoliopsida; Cucurbitales; Cucurbitaceae. The record is from RefSeq and is a predicted model, not a curated record. Gene Ontology annotation, molecular function: ribonuclease T2 activity; RNA binding. Gene Ontology annotation, cellular component: extracellular region. Gene Ontology annotation, biological process: RNA catabolic process.
CAAACAAAACAAACAUGAAACCCAACUACUCAAUCUUCAUAUUCAAGCUUCUCCUCUUGCAAUAUCUAUCAUCCCAGCUUUGUCUUUCUCAGGAUUUCGAUUUCUUCUACUUUGUUCAGCAGUGGCCGGGAGCAUAUUGCGAUACAAAGCAACAACGGUGUUGCUAUCCUAAAACAGGAAGGCCUGCUGCAGAUUUUGGUAUUCAUGGCCUUUGGCCUAAUUACAAAGAUGGAAGCUACCCGUCCAACUGCGAUCACAAUAGCGUUUUCGACCGAACCCAGAUUUCAGAUGUAUUAAGCAGCAUGGAAAAGCAUUGGCCAUCAUUGAGUUGUCCAAGCAGCAAUGGGUUAAGAUUUUGGUCACACGAAUGGGAGAAGCAUGGCACGUGCUCUGAGUCCGAACUAGACCAGAGAGAAUAUUUUGAAGCAGCUGUUAAACUCAAGGAGAAGGCCAAUCUCCUCAAACUCCUUAAUAAUGCGGGAAUUGAAGCAAAUGAUGAGUUUUACAGUUUGGAGAGCGUAAGAAAUGCCAUAGAAGAAGGGAUUGGGUUUACUCCUGGGAUUCAAUGUAAUAAAAAUUCAGCUGGCAAUGCUCAACUUUACCAAAUUUAUUUAUGUGUUGAUACUUCUGGUUCUCAGUUCAUCAAAUGUCCAAUUCUUCCCAAGCCAAAAUGUCCUUCCACUAUCCAAUUCCCCAAGUUUUAAUUUAAUCGCUUUAAUUCAUUUCUAGCUACAUUAAUUUUACAUUUUUUUUUAAUUCCCUUGUAAUUUCAUUCGCUAAUUAUCCCUUAUGUUUAGCUUUAUGGAUUAUAACCAGCAAUCAUUUGCUUGCUAAUAAAAUUAAUCACUUUGAUUCA